AUGUCACCAGCACCGUCUUUGGCCAGACGACUACGAUCAGAGGAUUCUUGGGUAGAGAUAUCCUCGCAGCCUUCCUCUUCGUCCCUUUCUUCUGCUGGCGGAGACAACGAGAUUGUCACUACGGGACUCCAGAUCCGCCAUGACUCGAAUCUUCAUCGACAGCAUCGUCGAAGGCGGUUGCACCCUGGAUUGGCUGGAGGUAUACGGCUAGCUGGACGACCAUCAAGCGCCGCAGGAAGCAGCCAAGACGAAUACGAUGAGAGCGAGAGCGAAUCCGACCGGGUCCUGAGCAGUUCAAACGAGGACAUAACAACCAGAAACAUGCUUGGCCAAGGUCUGCCCGAAGCCGAUGAGGUUGAGGACGAUGAUUCAACUGCACUUGGUACUAGAACCACGAUUCCAGGAGAAAAGAUAUUUACACCACAGCCCAAUGCAUUUUCACAUCCCCCAUCAUCACAGACAAGCCGACAUGGUACUGGCUCGAGACCAGCGUCGGGCUCGUACUUUCCUCCAACUUCUUCUUCUACCGCUCCGGCAGGAACUCGACUACCAUCGAAUCAGGUCAUCACUCCUCGGAACAUUCACCAAUCCCGUGCUCGUCUACAACCACCACAGACACCUGGCUCGACCGGUCCAUGCCAUGUCACCGGCCCCUCACACAGUUAUCAACCGGACCACGAUGCGGCCCUUCGUGCCAGUCUAUCUACACUUCUAUCUUGUGCUGCGGCAGUUCGUGGUUCACCGAAGCAGCAAGAUUCAUCAUCACGAGCCGAGAUCCGCCACUACAGCGAGCCUACAGCAUUACGACUCGUUCACGAGUCAGAGCUAUUUGGCCCCAACAAUAACCAAGGGCAAGCAGCACUUCCGACUCGGAAACCUCGCGCAAACAGCUCACCCUCUUCUACCAGCUUUUCAUCCAAGCCCCUGGCGAAACGGAAAGCAAGAGAAUCUUCCAAGGAUCGACAUGCAAAGAAAUCACGAGCUACCAAGACUGUCGCAGGCAGUAUGGAUGAUGUUGUGAUCUCUCCAGUAUUGAUGAGUUGGAUGAUUUCGGCUGGAGUGGUUCUUGUUUUUUCAGCUAUCUCUUUCUCCGUCGGCUAUGCAUGGGGCAAAGAGGUCGGCAGGUUUGAAGGAAGUAUGAGUGUUGGUGGAGAAGGUGCUAGCUGUGGAAAAGAAGCGAUGCGGGGCACUACUGGGGGACUGAGAAGACUGAGAUGGGGCACCGCCAGCUCAAGCGUUCGAGCUUAA
Endocarpon pusillum Z07020 is the source of this 1248-nucleotide messenger RNA. RefSeq lists its product as uncharacterized. NCBI's taxonomy places the organism in Eukaryota, Fungi, Ascomycota, Eurotiomycetes, Verrucariales, Verrucariaceae. Bases 1 to 1248 code for a protein of 415 amino acids. The transcript is spliced from 2 exons. The record is from RefSeq and is a predicted model, not a curated record.